Molecule: messenger RNA, 603 nt
Organism: Fragaria vesca subsp. vesca
Lineage: Eukaryota; Viridiplantae; Streptophyta; Magnoliopsida; Rosales; Rosaceae
Product: auxin response factor 17-like
Exons: 3
Coding region: 1-603 (200 amino acids)
Source: RefSeq, a predicted model, not a curated record
AUGCCAAACUUGGACAAUCACAUCAUUAAUGAGAAUGAGAAUGUGAACCUCAAUGUCAAUAUUAAUACCACCCCAGAAUCUGGAACUCACAAUGUGGUGCAACCAAAUUCACAGAUACCUUAUAGUUUGGGAGGCUCAGAAGGACUUGCAAGGGGGUUUAAGCCUAGACAGUCACCUAGGCUUGCUGCAAAAUCUGGCACAAGCACUCAGAAUAGCGAAAACGACGAUAAGGUGGUGUCGUUCGCUAAGAUCUUGACUCCUUCCGAAGCCAACAAUGGCGGCGGUUUCUCCGUCCCGAGGUUCUGCGCUGACUCAAUUUUCCCGCCGCUCAACUACCAGGCCGAGCCGCCGGUCCAGACGCUCUCCGUCACCGACCUCCACGGCGUCGUUUGGGACUUCCGCCACAUCUACCGCGGCACUCCACGGCGGCAUUUGCUCACCACCGGCUGGAGCAAGUUCGUCAAUAGCAAGAUGCUAGUCGCCGGCGACUCUGUGGUGUUUAUGAGAAGCUCCAGAGGCGGAGAGAUGUACGUCGGGGUGAGGCGCACCGUGAGGGCGAGCCCCGGCGGCUAUUGCAGCAGGUGGAGUCUCACAUUGGCCUGA